AUGGCUGAGGUUGUGGUCAGUCUUGAUUCUAUACUAACAUUACAGGAGAAAACCAAUAAUUCCUUGCAGACUUCCGGAAAAACAUUAUAUGAAAGAAUGCUUGAUUUGUUGCCCUUUCCCUCCAACGAAGAGAACUCUGCCCAUGGUGAUGUAAAAUUAUCAAGUGAUAAAAAGGGAAAGAGUCCAAACGUUGGUGAUACAAUAAAAGCUGACAACAAAUAUUCCUCAAAUCCUUCUCCGAAUUUGAAAGCGUUUAAGUUUGCUGAUCUGCAAAGGGCAACUAAAAAUUUUAGUCAAGACUUUCUCUUGGGAGAUAAUGGAGUUAUGUUCUUAUGUUGGGUUGACAAGUUCACAUCCGUUCCUUCAACAAAGGGUGUUGGGAUUGCAGUUGCUGUUAAAAGGUGUCAAGGUCUUCAAGAAUAUGAAACAGUGGCAGGCGUAUUAGGAAGUUUGGCUCAUCCAAAUAUUAUUAGUCUUUUAGGACACUCUAAUGAUAAACCACACGAAUACUUGCUUGUUUACGAGUACAUGGAAAAGAGAAAUCUUGAUCACUUCUUAUUUGAAGAUGCACCACUUUCCUGGGGACGACGACUUAUAUUAUUGAUAGGAGUAGCACGUGCACUUGCGUAUAUACAUUCGUCAAGCUAUCAAGUGAUACACCGUAAUGUUAAACCCUCUAAUAUAUUCCUCGAUCAGGAUUUUAAUGCAAAACUGGGGGAUUUUGGGUUUGCAAAAUUUGGGUCUGAAAUUCACAAAUUAGAUGCUACUACACGUGUUAUGGGUACCAUUGGUUAUGUUGACCCAUCGUAUGUAAAGACAGGUCAUCUGACUAUGAAGAGCGAUGUCUAUAGCUUCGGAGUGGUAUUGCUGGUAACCCUAACAGGUGAUGGGGCAUGGGGGUCGCCUAAUUAUCAAUUAAAUUUGGCAGAACUGGCAGGUCCAUUCCUAACAAGUAGAAGCAAGCUAGAUAAAAUAAUGGAUCCACGUCUACAGAAAGAUUACCAGCUAAAAGAGUCAUUAAGGAUUCUUAUGUUGGCUAGAAUUUGUCAAAUUGCAGAAAGCUUGAAGGUCUCAAAUAGCACUACAAGAAAAAGAGAUGUGGUUGAUUCAAUGGAUUCUUUUCAUCCGGGAAAAAUCGGUAGCUGA
Lactuca virosa is the source of this 1146-nucleotide messenger RNA. Lineage: Eukaryota; Viridiplantae; Streptophyta; Magnoliopsida; Asterales; Asteraceae. The record is from the annotation of a GenBank genome assembly.